This is a messenger RNA of Aspergillus clavatus NRRL 1, 855 nucleotides long. RefSeq lists its product as uncharacterized. NCBI's taxonomy places the organism in Eukaryota, Fungi, Ascomycota, Eurotiomycetes, Eurotiales, Aspergillaceae. The record is from RefSeq and is a predicted model, not a curated record. The transcript has a single exon. The coding region runs from base 1 to 855 and encodes 284 amino acids.
AUGCCCUCACGGCGGUCGUUCCCCUUCACUAGUGGAUCCAGGGCGCCGAAGCGUGGUCCAGAACUCCCCCUGGACCAGGAUUUCAGUAUCGACGAUAUCUUGCGAGCGAUCGAGCCCGAUCUGCGAAGUACUUUGGAGGCCAUCGGAGAGAUCUGCGGUCGGAGCAAGCUCAGCCUGGCCAACGAGUAUGGCAGCCAUAUUGCACCCUUGGGCGAGAUCCGAGCUCCCCCAGGUGGUCUCUUGACCGUGGAGGAGGCCAGCUCCGACCAUGAAAGGCAUCCUGACGAUGCUGUAUUGAUCUUCGACGACGACAGUACCAGUGUCAUCGGCGCGCGGGACUAUGCUUCGGUUCCUCACUAUCGCUACUUGGAACAUAUCGGACCACCAGCAGGAUCGCCUUCCGCCAUGGUAUAUCACUCGUUCGCACCCUUCUCGCUCGCAGAGGGCUCAGGGUUACUUACUCAAUCCGACACCCCACAAGCACUUCUUGCUAUCAACUCUCCAGACCCUAUUGCAGACUCACUCCCUACGACAAGAGAGUUUGCAUCUAAACCGAACUCGAGUGGCCGAACCCUGCUGGCGGAGAAGCACGAAUCCGCCAAGGAUGAUCAGAUUAAAAGUAUCCUGACACCCGCGCUUGUAGCGGAGAUUCUCCUUGACGCUCAAUCGAGUAGUCAACCACGUGCUGGAGAGGACGCUGACGAUGGUGGGAGGCUGGACAAGGCAUCUGUGCUGGCAGAUGUGCAAGCACUGUUCAAAUGGCUCAGGAGCGCUUCCGAUGGACAACCACGAUCUGCUGAGAAGCUACUACGUGAAAUGCUUGAGAGGCAGCAUGCACCUGCGAAUGCAUGCUAG